Messenger RNA from Ceraceosorus bombacis, 274 nucleotides. The record is from the annotation of a GenBank genome assembly. NCBI's taxonomy places the organism in Eukaryota, Fungi, Basidiomycota, Exobasidiomycetes, Ceraceosorales, Ceraceosoraceae.
AUGAAGGAUCGACAGACUCUGUCCCCUCGUGCCGACAUCAAGCAGGCGAGCCUUCGCGACUCCAACGACAGCAAUCAGGACUGCAAGCGUAUAUGCGGUGCGUCCUGGCGCCUUUCCAUUCAGGCUCCGCUCAUCUUGGAACGUGAGCUGAUUCGGCAACUAUACACUCAUGACCUCAGCACAUUUCGACGUGGAAAUGCGAGACACGAGUGUGUACAGCAUACGGAUUCUUCCAUCACAAAUCUGCUCUGCUCAGACGACGUUGAAGGCCUAG